AAUAUUCCCUUGGUUUUCCUCAUUUUCGCCAUGUAGGUAGAAGUACAUCUACCUUUAUAUGUAUAUGUGGCUUUCAGAUAUACACUGAUUACUUGGUUGUGAUAUGGAAAGAGUUCACUAGCCUGUUGAAGAAGUUUUGUAACAUUUUCUCUGGUCAUUUCGUGACUUUCGUCUUUCUGGUCCGGCAACACUGGCGGUAACCAUUUACCCUUUUCAUAACAAUAAUACACCUACUCUAUUGAAGUUUCUGAGACUCACCAAAUCUGUAAGUUUAAAAGAAUGUAAACCGGUAAAUAUAUACAUUUAAAUCAUAAUAUUGAAUUGAAAGUCCUACUUGCGUUUUGAAAGUUGAUAUCAUGGGAGACGACGGUACUCCAGUAAACAAAACAGUACCUGUUCCUGUAGCUGUUCCCAAGAGAAAGAAAGAUGAACGUUACAGAAAACGCGACCCACGUUCAUGGGAAAACAUCAUUAAAAUCACGACCAAUAUGAGUUUAGAAGAAAGGCUUCAACAUUUGGAAAAUGCCUAUAACGAAUUAUACAAUGAGAAUCGGGCAUCCAAUGCUAAUUUACAAGCCAGGGAAAAGCAAUACUCCCAAUGUCUAAAAGAACAUGAAAAAGACCGUGCAGAACUCACCAAAAGUAUUUUAGCUAGGGGACAACUGGAAAGUCUAUGUCGUGAACUGCAGAAGCAAAACAAACUUAUUAAGGAGGAAAAUAUAGCUAGAAUAAAAGAGGAAGAAGAUCGAAGAAGGGAAGUAGCUAACACGUUCACUGAGCGAUUGAAUGCACUCACAAACCUAAUAACGGAAAGUAAAGACAAGUCAAAUAAAGUGAAAGAGGAGAACGAGAAUAUGACUCAGAAAUUGACUGAACUUUAUGAACAAUAUCAACAAAGAGAAAAUCACAUUGAAACGGUCACUAAACAACUCGAUUUACAGAAGAAAUUAGCUGAAACUCAAGCCAAGAAAGUUGAAAUUGAACAUGAAGCUGAAAGGCAAACCUUUUUAGCUCAAAAAAAGGCCGUCGAAUUGCAGUUGCAGCAAAAGGAAAGAGAGCUGGUCUUGCUUGCGGAGAAGUAUAGAAGUCGCGAAGCUGAAAUUGACUUGUACAAGAGCCAAUACAAUGAUUUUGAAAGCACCAUGUCAAAGAGCAGUAAGGUAUUUGACAGCCUUAAGGAGGAAAUGAUGAAAAUGAGUAAGCAAGUUCAUACUCUUGAAACUGAAAGAAAUGAUCUAAAGAAAAAAUGGCAAUCCAGUGUAAAUUCCUUGAUCGUAUUGUCGGAGCAACACAUGACUUUAUCUACUGAGCAAGGUGCAUUGGAGAAACGCAUUUUAAUGUUACAAAAACUAUGCAGACAACUUCAAGAAGAAAGGAGCGCAUAUCUGAAGCAACUUAAAGAAAAUAAUAUAGAACCCAUUGCUCCUUUGAAAAUAGAGGAUUCUAAGGACAUCAGUCAAGAAACCUUGUGUGACCGUUCAAACAGUGAUGCGGCAGGUCCCGAAACAAAAAGAGAACAAGAUGUAAAGGAGGGGUUCAAAUCAAAAAGGUGAAAGGUAGAAAGAGACAAGUUUGAACUGUACUUAGGAUGCUCCAACGUUUCACAGCCAAGUUUCUGUUUUUCUUCCUUCGAGAACAGAAAAGAGCACAAAGACACGGGUUCUUGACAGGAUCUUAUCGACGAAUUGUGCCUCGGAUCGCCGCAAUAUACCUGAUUCAUUCACCCCCCUCAUUGCCCAGAAACUUAAUUAUUAUCCGUUGCUCCAAGACAUGCACUGCUUUUUUGUUCAUGGUCGCUUUAAUGUUAAGAAGAACUGAUUGAAUUCUAGUGCGUGUUGUCACCCGACGUAAAUAAAUACCAACUUCGCCAAGGUAGAUGCAAAUCAGAAACAUUGU
This is a messenger RNA of Dendroctonus ponderosae (mountain pine beetle), 1896 nucleotides long. Its product is annotated as alpha-taxilin. Gene Ontology annotation, molecular function: syntaxin binding. Bases 357 to 1553 code for a protein of 398 amino acids. NCBI's taxonomy places the organism in Eukaryota, Metazoa, Arthropoda, Insecta, Coleoptera, Curculionidae. The transcript has 6 exons. The record is from RefSeq and is a predicted model, not a curated record.